Aspergillus pseudotamarii is the source of this 1026-nucleotide messenger RNA. Its product is annotated as Zn(II)2Cys6 transcription factor domain-containing protein. The transcript has a single exon. Bases 1 to 1026 code for a protein of 341 amino acids. The record is from RefSeq and is a predicted model, not a curated record. NCBI's taxonomy places the organism in Eukaryota, Fungi, Ascomycota, Eurotiomycetes, Eurotiales, Aspergillaceae. Gene Ontology annotation, biological process: regulation of DNA-templated transcription. Gene Ontology annotation, cellular component: nucleus. Gene Ontology annotation, molecular function: DNA-binding transcription factor activity, RNA polymerase II-specific; zinc ion binding.
AUGCCUAUCUCGGGUACGCAAUUGGCAUCCCUCCCGGUGACGACGGAAUCCGCGACAGCCUCGGCUGCCAACGUGGGCACAGACGAACUGCCCCUUCGCAAUGCCUGUGACAGUUGCAACGCUGCCAAAGUGAAGUGUUCCAGGGAUAGGCCAUCCUGCCGGCGCUGUCAUAGCCGCAACAUUUCCUGCGUCUAUGGGGUGUCCUUACGGGGGGUCAAACGUGCGGCAUAUAAGCGCCACGAGAAGAACUCCCUACGCACCCCGUCUCUCCAGGAGCCGUUUUCCCCCUCAACGACUCCCCGCUUUCCUGAGGAAUUACUCCAAGAUUGGGACUAUAACUUUCCCAGUGAUUCCUUCCCCAGCAAGGAGAUCGACCUGGAUAACCAAUUUAAUCUUCUCAAUCCUCCGCUGGCCGACUCAUACAACCCGACCAGCGUUGCGGCCAGGGCUACUAACUUACCUACCCCUCCUCAUUCAUCGACCUCCACAUCGCACGCUUCAUUAUUUGGCACCACGUGUUACUGUCAAAGUAUCCUACCGCAAGAACUAGCGAAGCUUGGGGUUCGGCCUCAAUCGGAGACGGUCGCCUUUGACGAGUUCCUCAUCAAGCACAAGGCGACCAUGGCGGUCUGUAUCUCGGUCCUGGAGUGCACUAGUCCCCAUCAUAAACAGGGCAUCCUUGUACUGGUGGAACUCGUCGCCCUAUUAAUCCAUAUUCUUGAAGGGUUUGAUCGGGUAAUAUGUGGGCUCGAUAGCCAGGGAAGACAGUCUCCCACGUCGGUGCGACUUUCUCUCGGGUCGUAUCAGCUGGACCAAGGGGAAGAGCGGGUUUUACAGGCCAAUCUUCUUCGAAUUGAGCUCGCCAAGGUCGGAGUGUUGAUCCAAAGCCUCAAUCAACAAUACAGUCCCACAAUAAAUGGCACUCGGACCGGGGAUAUCUCCCUAAUAUCGCCUUUACUCGCGGAUCUAAAGAAGCAAGCUCGUGCCAAGUUCGAUCGAAUUCGGGGUUGGGAACCGUGUCUCUGA